AUGUCUAACUCACAAGAGCAGAGCCUCGAUGAGAAUGUUGUGUUCCUGCCGGUUAAAGAGACCUCCCCAGAGUUCCUCUACUGUGAGAGGGAGCGUCAUGUCGUGGAGAGACUCCUCAGUGCAGGACCAGAGGCCUUCUAUAGCUCCAUUGGGCCAGAGCAGUCUGGCUGCUUCCUUUCAUCAGAAGAGGUCAGCCAGAUUACGAGCUGGGCACAGGACUACCACUUCAACCCGCUACAAGUGCAAAGACUAGAGAAUGGCGAGGAAAACGGCACAGACGUGAAAGACUUCUGUUCCACUUACUAUCCCUCUCAUUCGGACAUGCCAACCCCAGACCUAGAGCUGGGCUGGCCUGAGAAAAGUCCAUGGGUGCCUAAGGGGAGUGUUACAGUCCACACCAGUCCUCCUGCUGAGGGGGAACCUCCUGUCAGAGAGAUCAUUAGACGUCACCUACAGAAGGCCACCCAAGUAUGUAAAUAUAAUGAUUUAGUGUCGGUUAAAGCAAAUAAGCAUAAACUCGAGUCAUUUUCUAGGGCAGAACUUGUUGUAAAUUGAAAUUUUAUAUGCGAUACUACUUAAAAACAGUAAGUAUAUGGGUAGUUCAAACUGAAAUAUUCACCAGGUAGUCUGAUAUGUAGAAACGUACACUAGAUGGAGCCCCUAGAAAACAAAAAUAUGUUCAAAAGAUCUGUAUUUUUUCCGCAUUUUACUUUCUUUUUUACUUAUUUCACCCUUCCGGUUGAGUCAAGACUCAUAGUUUGUUUUUAUCCUAUAGGAUAACAAAAGGUUUCAUUGACACUUUCGAGCUAUCCUGUCAAAAGCAAGCUAAGUCCCCUCUCUUGUACAACAACACAGGUUAUUGCCAUCGUGACAGACAGAUUGACAGACGGCGCAAUUAUUGGGGAUUUACACAAAGCUGCCUCUCGGGGUGUCCCUGUUUACAUCAUCCUGAACCAAAGGUCCAUUCAGGAGAACUUCACGCUCAAUAGGCUCAGGCAUCCGGUGAGUCACCUCUUCUGCACACACCUAGCAGCUAUCCGCUCCUGCCUGUUUCACAUUGUACUAAUAAACAAAAGAUUUUAUUUAAUCAAUCAAUCAAUCAAUCACCACCUGUCCACCAAAUCGAUGACUUAUGUAAUGGGUCACUGAAAGUGAGUUUGGUAUCACUCUUAUUAAAAACUUGUGACACUGCAUUUGUACUCUGAGGUAUCAUAUAAAGUGCAAGAGUGUCUUUUCACUGUGGCAUUGGUAUGUGAGGAAUGUGACACGUACGUUAAGCAACACAAAGCCUAACUGGUUGCGCAGCAUUCAGUGUUAUCUGCGUUUCUUCCAAGAGAUGAAAACAAAAAAAAAAAACUGCCCGAUGUUGAAAACCAAGUCAGAAAAAAAUGCAGUAGCUUGUGGGAAACUUACCAAUAUGACUUAUCAAUGAGCAUAGUUUAUAAAUCACUGAUCAAAGAACAGAUUACCUAAAGUGACUGACAAAUAACAGGUUGGAUUGUUAUAGAGACGUAAAAGACUGGAUGGCCCUGAGUGUUUUAAAUUUCAAUGAAAAGGAAACUGAAUUAUUCAUCUUUGGCUCCAGUGGGGCCCAGGAGACCCCUCUCAGGGAGCUGGACCCUCUUGUACCUCCUUUUAAACCCACAGUUUUAAAUCUUGGUGUAAAAUUUGACAAUUAUUUUCAGUUGGAUCAACAAAUCAACUCUGUUGUUAAAUCCAGUUUUUAUCAUCUGAGACUUUUAUCCAUGAUUAAAUCGGUUUUAUCUUUUAGUGAUUUUGUGCGAGUCAUUCAUGCUUUUAUUUCCAAACGGUUGGACUACUGUAAUGCUCUUUCCGUUGGUGUUACUCAGGCUUCCCUCAUGUUCCUUGAGGUCUGCUAAUCAGCUCAUUGUACCAAAAACUCAUUUGAAAACCCAUGGCGACCAAGCUUUCUCAUCAGUGGCUCCCAAAUAGUGGAACAAAUUGCCACUCGAGAUUAAAACAUCCUGAUUUUUCUACUUUUAAAACACAUCUUAAAACUCAUUUUUAUUCCUUGGCUUUUAGCUCAGCAUGAGAGUUGUGUGAUCUCUGUCCUUUUAUGUCUUUUAAUGGUUCUUUUCUCACUUUUUGUUCUUUUAUGCUUUUGUGUUUUUAUUUCAUUUAUUUUAUUUCAUUUUAAAUGUUUUUAACUUGCUUUUAUUUAUUUCAUCUUGAUGUUUUCUGCAGUGUCUGUUCUUUUAAUUUUAUUGUGCAGCACUUUGGUAAACUUGAAUGUUUUUUAAAAUGUGCUGUAUAAAUAAAGCGGAUUGGAUUGGAUUGGAUAGCCAAAACUGUAAUCUUAUACAUAUGUAGCCAUACUAAAGCUUUUACACUAUCCGAGCGAUGUAGCUAAAGUUUAAAGAAACUCUUGUAAUGUAUAAGUAUGAUCCUCCAUUUUUAAAAACUGUUUCCAUUACAAAUAUCUUGACGUACAAACUGUUACACACACAACAACAACUACCACUCAACCGGCAGCCACCCAAUAAAUAUAAAAACGCAUAUGGCCCUAUGGUUAAAAACAUGGCGGUGCAAGAUAGCGUCCUCUGUAGAGGAGGACUCGCUUAUUAUAAAUGUUAUAAUUAAUUUCUACAGAGUAUGUUUGACUAAACACUUUAUGUUAUGCUGUUUAACCUUACUGGGCUUCAGCAUCAGAUUUACAGCCACUAAAAUUUGAUAUUCAUUCAUCCUCAAAACUGAGUUAAUUUCAAAAGUAUUUUUUUAAUGUGUUUUUUUUGGGUGGUUUUUGCCUUCAUGGAUAGGACAGUGUGGAAAUAUGGGGAGCUAGAGCGAGAGGGGUGAGGACAUGCAGGACAUGGUUGGGGCCAGACUGAGACCCACGGCCGCUGCAGUUACUGUGGUCCACAUGGGGCGCACUCACCAGCUAGGCCAUCUCCGCACCCUAAUUGUUUAAAAUUUUCUGUAGCAACAAUUACUUUUCACAAAUCUAGCCAUAUCUAAAAGUCAUGCUAAAAAAAACCUGCUUAAUUAUAACACGUCCAUUAGUUUGAAUUUGGGGUUUUGUCCCAUCAAGCAAAUAUUAGCGUGCUCGUGUGCUACUUAAACUUGAACGUUGCAUAUUUCAGUGACACUUCCAGCAACCUCUGCUGUACGUAAUAAGAUUAUACCUCAUAGUGUUUGUGCAGUUGCUGUUAUUGGGAACAAGCUAACUCUUACGUUAGCCUCAUUACAUCACCGUCAUAAACCUCACAGAGCUAUGUAUGAGCUAACUAUUUCUUUGUAGAUAUUUUAUCAUGGAUAAACACAGACUUUUGGUCUGGUCCAUGAAACUGCGUUUUAAUUGACUUGAGGGGAUUUUGCAGAACAUGCAGGUCCGAGUUCUUGGAGGGAAAACCUUUUGUUCGAGAGCGGGAAGGAUGGUGGUCGGAGAAAUGAAAGAAAAAUUCCUUCUGGUGGAUUUAGAGACAGUGAUUCAUGGCAGCUACAGGUGAGUGGUUCACGUCUUUCAACUCAUCCUUUUUCACACGCUUGAGAGUUGUGUAACAAGCUGUCUCUGUUCCCUGCAGCCUCACAUGGACAGAUGCCCACUUGCACAGGCAGCUCAUCACUGUCCUCCAAGGACCUGUCGUUGACUCCUUCGACAGAGAGUUCAGGAUCCUUUUUGCAGCUUCACACCCUGUUUCAGACACAUGGAGGGUUGCGGGGACUCAUGCAGAUGUGACUCAAAAGCUGAAAGACUUUUCACAUCACGGGUUUCAAAAACAGCUCUCUUGGGAGCCCGAGAUAAUCAGCCCUCCUUCUCCUCCUGCUGACUCCCUCCUGGACUGGGAGGCCAUGGGAGUUAUCCACAGAGACUCCAACCUCCUGGACAGCCCUUUUGAUCAACAUGAGGAACAGGAAGAAAUUGUGGCCAUGGAGAUACCGCUGCAGAACAACAUGCUCUUGGCUAAAAACACACCUAUUGUGGAUGGUUUUACUAACAAUGGAUACCAAUUUGUGGAAAAGAAAAGGUACAUAUACAAGUUGACAUUUGCACACAAAAGAUCCGUUAACAGAUUCUGAGUAUGAUCACAGAAUAGUUAGGGAAGACAAGAUUUUGGGUGUUAGUUCAGGCUAAAAGGUAGGAUCCUAGUGCAGAUGGUGAUCGGCAGACUUGUGCAGUUUGUUGUAGGACGGUUGACGGGUAAACAGAAAUGAGGAAACAAAGUUGAAGUCGGAAAGUCCAGGCUCAAAAACAUCAAAAUGAAAACCCAAAACAGGGAAGCAGAGAACAUUUAAAAAAAGUAAAGUAGCAAGGCAGAGUCAACUUACAGUAUGUCGAGGAGGAAGAAAGAUAGAAAGACAGAAAAAGGCGUCAUGCGUCAUCGAAGUAGAAGUAUUACAACCCCAACCCGAAGGCUCAAAGCCCAAGGUCAAAAACCAAUGGAUCUUUGGGCCUAAGGGUUGGGGUUGUAAUACUUCUUCUUCAAUGACGAGCAAAAAGCAUUACACCUUUUUCCGUAUCUCUCUUCCUCCUCAACCUAAGAUGACUUUACCUCGCGACUUUGCCUUCUUUAAAUGCUUUUUGCUCAUCAUUGAAGUAGAAAUAUUACAACCCCGACCCUAAGACUUAAGGUCCAAGGUCAAAAACCAAUACUAGAUAGCUGGGAUCUUUGGGAUUUUGGGUGACACUGCAUUGAAAACAGACAAAAAAAUGGAAUUCAAGGGUGCAAAAUCACUUCCAAGACUUCCAAGUGAAUAACCUUUACACACUCUGACUAAUCAAAAUUUGACCUUUUUUUGGAAAUUAUGGACAUUUGCCCCUUUUUAAAAUAAAAUAAGUCUUUGAGUACUUUAUCUCCUCUCAGGUCAACAUGUUUUUGUGCUUCACGUUGUGUUCGCACAUUUUAAUCGAUGUUUUUUUGUGUGUUGCAGGAUCAGCAAAAACACCUCCCCAGUGACAAAACAUGCGCCGGACAAAUUAACAUUCAAGUAAGUCUUAUGGUAUAGUUCGGUUUGAUAUUGAUCAGCAAUGUUGUAUGUUUGUAUCCAUUUUGACUGUUUUAUGCUGAUCUUAUCCAGGGAGGAUUAUUUUAGUAAUGCAAAGCAGCCACAAACGGACCCGAGGUCUCCUGAAAGAAUGAAAAGGUACCUGACUACCAAAUGUGAAGAAAACACAUCAUAUAAACUAUUCUUUAUCGGUGUGUCAUAGAGUAAGUGUGUUUUAUUUCUCUACAGGGUGGAACAAGACAUAGAGAAAGCGAUUGCCAAGCAACUUUCCACAGAGACGAAAACAAAACCAGAGGACAAAAAGAAACAUGUAGAUAUCCCGAAAGAGUCAACACACAACAUGGUGCCACCUUCUCCCACAAAGAGAAGAGAGCGCAUAAGGAAGGACCCUAUUUUAGAAGAAGAGAGCAGCACAGAUGAAACAAGCUCCAAAGUGGAGAACACACCAUCCUCGAGAGUGAGUAACCGUCCUUUGCUUUCAUAGCACUAGAAUUAACUUUGAGACUAAAACUGAGACGUGUUACUCACCUCUCCCCACAGAAACCUUUAAUCCUGAGGGUGCCGCAGUCUGAGAGCUUCAGCUCCCUCAGUGACAUUAUGAAGAGGCUUAAGCUUCAGGAGAGCACCCCGGUGCGGCUCAGGAAAGGAACAAAGACCGCUGCGUCAGAGAUGAGUCGGUCCAUGAUGGAUCUGAGUACACCCAAUGCAGAUAUGAAUCAUGAUGAGAGAGGAAUCCCGGUACCAAGGUUUAAGGCUGGUGUAAGUGUAAUUUAUCUCUGUACUUAUGAAGAAGGAAGGAUGGAGGGAGGAAUACUUUAUAAAAAUAAGUUAAAAGCUUCCAGAGAUGGUAUUUUACAGUUAAAUGAGAUGGAAAACAACAUUAACAAUAACAAAUUAGAAGAGUACCAUAAAAUCAAAACAAUGAAACAGAUUUAUUCGGCUUCCCACAGAUCAUCAAACUGCGGCUUCGGUUUCGUCAUCAUUUUUUUAGGUUUUCAGACGUGAGAGGAUUUCGGUUUUUGAUGCUCACAGACUUCAAAUUUAGAAAUAUUUAACCAUAAAUAAGCAUUUUUCCAUUGUGAUUGUUGUAAGAGCAUAGGGUACAGUUUACAUUUGGGCUUUUUAGAGGUUGAGGGUUUUUAGUGUAAUGCUGUUUGUGGUUUGGGUAACAUGAUUCUUGUAUCAAGGAUUUUUUGACAUAAAUUUGUAUACGUAUCGGAGGGAAGCUGAAGUGAAAGUACUGAAAAGUUUAAAAGAAGUACCUACUAAUGAUCACCUAUCAAGGAUUAUAGAGGAGAAUUAAAUGACUGUAUGAAGACUUUUUUGAUAGUUCGAGGUGUUUUUGUGUCUGAUAUCUUUUCAUACCCAAAAAGCUAAUUAAAAUAAGUUUCAUGUCUUUGAUUUUUAUUUCGAUCUCUGUUACCUUGGCAGUGCUUUGACCCGGGUCACACACCAGCUUCCUCUCUGAUAAGGCACAGGAGUGAAGACUUGAAACCUUUGUUAUACAGAACUCCUAAAAACUUUGUGCCCAGAGAGAGGCCGCGCAGCUCCAGCUAUGCCCUCAACAUGAACUGGAGGAGGUCCCUGGCGGAGAUGACAAGCGAACAAGAAUGA
Xyrichtys novacula (pearly razorfish) is the source of this 6579-nucleotide messenger RNA. The record is from the annotation of a GenBank genome assembly. Lineage: Eukaryota; Metazoa; Chordata; Actinopteri; Labriformes; Labridae.